Molecule: messenger RNA, 4848 nt
Organism: Xenopus tropicalis (tropical clawed frog)
Lineage: Eukaryota; Metazoa; Chordata; Amphibia; Anura; Pipidae
Gene: cdh19
Product: cadherin 19, type 2
Exons: 12
Coding region: 340-2682 (780 amino acids)
Biological process (GO): cell-cell adhesion; cell adhesion; homophilic cell-cell adhesion
Cellular component (GO): membrane; plasma membrane
Molecular function (GO): calcium ion binding
Source: RefSeq, a predicted model, not a curated record
UUGAUGCAUUUUAAUCUAGUGGGCUGAAUGAAAGGCCUCAAUGAAGCCUUAUUAUAUUAUACACAAAUGAUCCUGUGUUCGGUGUUUACCACCCAAUGUACCCAAAAUAGCAUGCAGCGGAAUACUAUGAGUUUUGUAAAACUGAAUGCAUUAUGCUGUGUUCCUUUAAAGAAAUCACAGUGUGUCAAGCAUUCCCAGGGAUUUUAUGCUCUCUGAACUAAAGGAUAUGUUUUUUUCAGAUAUUUAAAACGUACGCAUAUAAGGGAACCUCAAAGACUAGAAAGAACACACACAACAGAAAGCAUUACUGAAUGUGGAGAUACUAUCCCAGCUUGCAAUAUGAUGAGAUGGUCUACCUUAAUGUUACUUAUAGGAGAAAUUUCCUUCAUGUCGCUGCAUGUGUUUUGUAAGGAUGUCAUAAACUGUACUUUUCAAAAGGACCAAACUUCAUACCAUCGGAGAGCUAAAAGAGGUUGGUUAUGGAACCCAUUUUAUGUUUUGGAGGAACAGGAAAUUACUGAGCCCUUAUACAUUGGUCAGCUUAAAUCUGAUUUGGACAAGCAAGAUGGAUCUUUUAAGUACAUUUUAUUAGGAGAUGGAGCAAAAACUAUUUUCACUAUAGAUGAAAGAACAGGAAAAAUUUAUCUUCUAAAAAAACUUGACCGAGAAGAAAAAUCAUCAUAUACUCUAAGAGCUCAGGCUAUAAACACUGUGACUGGUGUUCCUGUUGAAGCAGAAUCUGAGUUUAUUGUCAAAGUUCAAGAUAUUAAUGACAACGAACCAAAGUUUAUCAAUGAACCUUAUUUUGCUACUGUUCCUGAAAUGUCCCCUGAGGGGACAUUUGUCACACAAGUGACAGCUACAGACAUGGAUGAUCCAAAUUAUGGAAACAGCGCUAGACUGGUAUACAGCAUUCUACAGGGUCAGCCACAUUUUUCCAUAGAACCAAAAUCAGGAAUUAUUAGAGUGGUUUCCCAGAUGGAUAGAGAAGCUAAAGACCUAUACUUUGUUGUGAUCCAAGCAAAAGACAUGGCUGGAAGUGUGGGUGGAUUGUCAACAACAACAACUGUAACAGUUAGCUUGUCUGAUGUAAAUGACAAUGCACCAAAGUUUCAGCAAAAAAUAUAUGAUAUGUCGAUUUUAGAAACAUCUUUAGUUGGAGAAAUUGUUGGCAUGGUUAUGGCCGAUGAUCGUGACAUUGGAAAGAAUGCAGAAAUGACAUAUAAAAUUGAAGAAAAGGGUGAUUUCAGCAUAUUUGAUAUAAUAACUGACAACUUAACUCAAGAAGGUAUAAUCAUAUUAAGGAAGACUCUUGAUUAUGAAAGUAAAAAGAGGUACAGCAUACGAGUGAAAGCUAUAAAUAAACAUAUUGAUGAAAGGUUUCUGAAACAUGGCUUAUUUGAAGAUACUACAACAGUUAAGAUCCAUGUUGAAGACAUUGAUGAGCCUGCAGUCUUUGGUCUCAAGGAAUAUUUUAUGGAAAUUCUUGAAAAUGCUCCAACUGGUUCAUAUGUUGGAUCUGUGACUGCAAAAGACCCUGAUAACAUCAACACUCCAGUCAGGUAUGGUCUUCAUCAAAGUAAGCAUGUUGGACUGUUUUAUAUCGAUUUGCACCUUGGAGCAAUCACCACAACUAAGCCUUUGGACAGAGAAGAGGCACUUUGGUAUAAUGUAACAGUUACAGCAACAGAGGCAACAAAUUCAGCUCAUGUAUCUGAAGUUCCAGUUUACAUUCGCAUUAUUGAUGUUAAUGACAAUGCUCCACAGUUGUCAGAGGAAUAUCGUAUUUAUGUCUGUGAACAGUCCAAACCAAGAGAGCCAAUACAGAUAAUAAGUGCAGUGGAUAGAGAUGAGGCAACAGCUGGACAACAGUUUUCCUUUACUUUGUUACCCGAAGCAUCAAACAAUACAAACUUCACUGUCAGAGAUAACAAAGAUAACACAGCUACCAUUUAUGCAUUAAGAGAUGAAUUUAAUCUGCAUGAAACCCCACAUUUUUAUUUUGAAAUUGUAAUAAAUGACAAUGGGAUCCCACCUCUCAGCAGCACAAACACUCUGACCAUCCAUGUUUGUGACUGUGGCGUGGAUGGCAAUACAGAAUUCUGUAAAGAUAAUGGAAUGUUCCUAUAUCUGGGACUUAACUUUGGAGCCUUAAUUGCAAUAGGAGUCUGUUCAUUUUUAAUUUUAGUGCUGGGUUUCAUUUUACUUGUGAAACUGAAGAAGAAGCAUACUACACUUUCAGAAAAAUCAGAAGAUUUUAGAGAAAAUAUUGUCAAGUAUGAUGACGAGGGAGGUGGAGAAGAAGACACUGAAGCAUUUGACAUAGGGCACCUUACAAACCAAGCCAUACUGAGAAAGCAGAAACCUAGAAACAGGAGAUUCAGAACAGAUAUCCAAAGUUUUUAUAGGAUGUCUUUAAAGCUUGGCCCCGAUAUUGCUGUAUUUAAAGAAUUCCUCUUGGAAAAAUUAGAGGAAGCUAAUGAAGACAUUGAAAGUCUUCCACUUGACUCUCUAAAGACGUAUGCAUUUGAAGGCACCGGCUCUUUAGCUGGAUCACUGAGUUCUAUAGAAUCAGCAUUCUCAGAUAUUGAUCCAAACAUUCAGAAUAUUUGUGACUGGAAACUGCAGAUUCAAAGUUUUCCUGAAACCCACAGGGAAGAUGAUGUUCUUAACCAAAUAUAAAGUACAUCUUUUUUUUUUUUUUCAAAUAUUUGUAACAUCUGCUUUUCAUGGAAUCCUGUGAAACGUAUCUUCUAAAAUGAAUAUUUUUCCAUGAAUUACUAUCAUGACAAAGUUAAUUAAUAAAAUUAGCUUAUAUGCAUAUCGAACAUUGUACCAAAGAUUUCAGAUGAAGCUUGUAUACAGUAAAAGGAAUUGUUCAGUGAUUUUGUACUGAAAUAUUUAUAUGUAAAAAUGCUUUAAUGUUAGCAAAACAGAAAAAUAUCAUAUUGGUGAGAUAUAAAUGCAAUUAUACCUGCUGUUUUCCUAUCCAAAAUAGCACUACACCUAAAUAGUAAAACAGGGUUUUCAGCAUAGUAUAAAAAAACAAUACCAUAUACUUUACAAAUGGGAUUUAAUAUACUAAGAGGUGAACAUAUUCUUUAUUUUUAUUUGAGCUUGUUUAUGCUGUAAAGCAGUUUUUGCACUUAUUUGUAGUUUUAGCAUAUGUUUAAGGAAGGCAAAUGUGAUAUAGCUAAAUGUAAUCUACACAAAAGAACAAUCAAAGAUACUUUGAUUGUGAUAUAAUGUAGUUCAGAUUCUUAAAAAAGUUACUUCAGUCUUAGCUAUAACAUUUUAGAAUGGUAAAAUAGUAUUAUUAAAAUCUUGCACUCCAAGAAAUUAUAUUAUAAUAAAUAUAAGCUGUAAAGGAAAUUGACACAUUCUUCAAAAAGCUUUUUGUGUCAUGAUUUCUUCUGAGAAAUUGUAAGCCGUGGACUCAUUAUAGAUAGCAAAACGAAUGGUGGUAUUUAGGGAUCUUAUGACCUCUCUAUAUGUUGAAAGCAGUGAUCAAAGUGACCAGCCCAACUCAGCAGUAAAGCAAGUUUAAUUAGAAAGGCAAAAAUAUACAUUAAUCAAAAUAAAAAUAUUUGUACUUUAUAUAGGUUCAUACCAUCCUUAUUGUGCCAGUGGGCAGAAACUAAGGAAAAAAUAAGGAAAGCGUCAUAAUUAGUGAUGAGCGAAUCUGUCCCUUUUCGUUUCAGCCAAAAAUUUGCGAAUCUUGCGAAACAUUUGAAAAACGUCGAAAAUGUUGUGUGUUAUAAAAAAUUGUUGCUCAUGCCAAUUAUUUUUUAUGUGUACAGCAAUUUAUUGACGUGGGCGACAGUCUUUUGAUGCGGGCGACAAUUUUUUGACACGCUGCAAAUUUUGCCGCCCGUUUCACAAUGACCAAUGACGAAACGUGGAAAUUAGCCGUGAAUCCAUGCCUGCCACAUUAUUUUGCCCAUUACUAGUCACUACUCUGCCCCAGCUCUCCCUGUAGUUCACAAUCAUUUACUAUGAUUUUGUACAUAUUUGUGAAAACUGACAAAUGAAUAAACCACAUAUUCAUAGUAAUUUCCCAAGUUAAUAAAUCAUAUAUGCUGCACAUUUUCAAAACCAAAUUACAUUUUCAAGUUAUUUGAAUGCUAAAGACUGACUUUCCACUGAUUCCUAAGAAAGCUCAACAUGUUUUAGCUGGGGUAAUUGUAACUUUUUAUUUGUCACUAUUGUUUUUAAAUAGAUUGGGCAAGUUGCAAAAAAUGGUGAAUUAUGACUUGCUGUGAUUUGCAGCAAAACAGGGUUUAAGUUUGACUGUGAUUAAUUACAGUAAAAUCAGCCCCUUAUUCAGUAAUUAACACCCAAGAUCAAAUUCAAAAUAGAUUUGGCUGUGAAUCAAAAAUUAAAAAAAUUAAAACUGUGUCUUUAUAUCAAACUACAAAAUGUCAAUAUUGGGGGGAGAUUUAUUUUAAAAAAUCAUGAAAAGUAAUAGUUACUCCAUAAGAUGUCAUAAAAGGCAAUGAAAAGUGUAUCUUUAGCAUUUAAGCAAAUUAACAAUUUAUACACUUCCUUGAAAAUAACAGGAAAAGUCAUUGUGUUUUUCAUUGUGGUCUUACAUGAUUGUGAAUUAAUCAUUUAUGAUUUUUCAUAAAUAUGUACAAAAUCACAAACAAAUAUAUGGUAAAUAUGUAAUGAAAAUCUGAAUAAGCAACCUGAAUAAACUAGUAUAAAGUAGUGCUAUAAAAUACUUUUGACUGUUAUUAAAAAAAACGGCAAACAGGAAACCUGUAAAACUCAUAUCUCUAUUACAGUACAUGUAUGGGACCUGUUAUCCAGAAUGAUAUGGAUCUGGGGUCUUCUGGAUAAUAAUUC